AUGAAGACUCUGCUCCUGAUCAUUAGCUUCUGUCUGCCUGCUGCCCUGCAGGCCCAGGACUCCUCAUCCCUGUCUUUCGAUAAUGACAGUUUUUCCGGGAAGUGGUUCAUGAAGGCCUUGGUGUCAAAAGAUGACGUCCCAAUAAACAGGGUCUCUCCCAUAUUUAUCUUGGUGCUGAACAACGGGGACAUGGAGUUUUCUAUCACACAUCUGAUCUAUAGCCAGUGUCUUGAAGUGACCACCAUCUUGGAGAAAACAGAUGUGCCUGGCCAGUAUCUUACUUUUGAGGGUAAGACCCAUGUGCAGGUGCAGCUGUCAUCUGUGAAGGACCACUACAUGCUGUACUGUGAUGGCGAGAUGGAGGGGAUGAGCUUCACCAUGACUCAGCUCAUAGGGAGGGAGCCCCAGGAAAAUUUGGAGGCCUUGGAGGAAUUUAAGGAGUUCACACGUGUAAAGGGACUUGUACCAGAGGACCUGGUCAUACUCGAGCAGAUGGGGCUCGGGCUGCUUGGAGAAGCAGGGAGACGGAGUUUUGACUGUGGCUCCGGGUUCUCCCAGGCCUGCAGGGAGGCCGAGGCCAUCAGGUUCUCAGACUCGUGA
Apodemus sylvaticus (European woodmouse) is the source of this 600-nucleotide messenger RNA. Its product is annotated as vomeronasal secretory protein 1-like. The transcript has 6 exons. Gene Ontology annotation, molecular function: small molecule binding. Lineage: Eukaryota; Metazoa; Chordata; Mammalia; Rodentia; Muridae. The record is from RefSeq and is a predicted model, not a curated record. Bases 1 to 600 code for a protein of 199 amino acids.